AUGCCGCCACCGAGCUUUUCGAGCUCGAGUACGCUGAGUACCGUCAGCGUGCCGCGCACCACGCUUAAUGCGAUAAAAGACGUGGUGCAGCAUGUGCAAGCGGCGGCGGCAAAACACGAUGGCGUCUCGCUGACUACCGCGCUCCAAAGCAUCGAUUCUCUGCUCCAGGACCCGGCGCUAGAAUUGCGCCCGCAAGAGACGGACUUGCUGUCCAGCCUCGAUCGCACUGAGCCUGCAUCGCAGGUUGUAUUGGCGGUUGCAGAUCGGCUAAAUACUGAGCUGCUUGACGUCGUUGGUGCGGUUAACGAUACGUCGCGUGUCGUCCUGCUCACCUUUGUUGCCAUGCUCGAGCCCCUAGCCAUGCUGCUCGGGCCAAAAUUGCUGGUGCGCGACUGGUGGGAGCCUGUUUUAUACCCCACACUGAAACUCGAGGAUUUCUCAGAUGCAGAUGCGAGCCGCAUACGCACACUCACGGUCUACAUGAUGAUGGCCGCGCCCGACAGUGCAUAUUCCAACGAGACCCACCAAGCCCUCGACGACGAACAGGAGCCUGUGUCUGACGCAUAUUUCAGCUUUACGCAGUACAUAUUUGAGCUGUAUGUACAGGCCACAGAAGCGCUCGCGGAUUUUGCGCCGCUCCCCGAAGAUUACGCGGCGCUGCGCUCGGAAGAUGCGGAGAACGAUCCGAUAGCAGAAGAAGAUCUCUCUGCCCUUGUCGCGAGCCAUGCGUGCGACACACCCGAAGGGAAAGCAUCGCGACGCGCACUCGAAAUCAUCCUGUCGGUUUACAGUCUACAGCGCCCGGGCCGCUUUUUUCACCAUCUCGCGCACGGAUUUGCCAAAGGCGACGCGCCUACGCCGCUGCUCUACCUCCUCGUGAGCUUUUUGCACCACCAUACGAUGCACUUGUACAGGAUGACGUCUACAAACCUUGUCCUGCAGAUCAUGCAAACACUUCUCGUUACUCAAUCUACACGGACCAUGUCGCUUGGCGUUGCAUGCAUCAUUAUGAUCCUUCCGCACAUUGUUUUAUGGAUGAUUGGCGGUGGUGGUGGCGGUGUCCGCAUGCUUUUCCGCGUCUACGGACGCACAGUUAGCUGGCAUCGUCCAGCGCACGCCGUGGCGCAUGGAUUGACGCCAAACGUGGACUUGCUCUUCACGCUCAUCUACGGCAUUUUCCCGUGCAAUUUACUCCGAUUUCUGCGUGGGCCAAAGCGGUACCUCGAAGAAAUGGAUUAUAGCGAUCAGUUCGAUCCCGCAUGGAAAGAAACGCUGGACGAAGAGAUGGUACGCACACGCAGCCAGGCAAUGCUGCGCACUCACGCGACAAAUCCAACGCUCGUCGAUGGAGAUGCAGCAUCGGAGCUAACCAACACGAAACGGUUCGCACACGUCGACGCUUCCGACAUUACCGCUGAGUGCAUGAGCCUGCGCAUCGAAUUGAACGAGCGGCCAAAGCCAGACGCCGAUGCGCUGCUGCGCGAACACGCAAAUAACAGACAGGCACUUCCGCGUGAUGCGCUAAAAGACGCGGAACACAAAUUUGAGUUAUACCUCAAGGACCAGCUGCUGUUGCACAUAGGCCGUUUGCACCGCGAUCGAAUUGCCAACGCGGUGAGCGAGGCCGAGCAACAAAACCUGUAUCAUACACUGCGCACGUUGCGCUCGCAGCUGUAUGCAGCAGAAGAACGCGUGGACAAGCAGCGUGCAGAGAUGCAAACGACGAGCAUGCGGCAUGUCCAGUGGGAGCGCGAGCUGAACAGCAAACUUAAUAACUACCGCGAGGAGCGCCGUGCGUGGAUUGCCGACAUUGUCAGGCUGAAACAGGAGCUGGAGGUCAGCAAAACCACGAUCCAGAUUCAGCACCAGCGCAUCACAGAUAUGGGAACGCACACCUUCGAGCUGGAAAAAGACUUGCAACGCGCGGAGCCCAAGUUGGCACAGCUGGAAGCGUACGGCGAAAAUGUGCGAAAAAUGAGCAACUGUUUGUCGGAUCUGGAAGAAGAUUUAACCAAGUACGACAUCCAGGGCCGGGAAAUGGACAAGCUUCUUUCUUGGUGGCAGGAAAUGGAGCUGGUUGUUUCGAAUAGCGAGGCAAAUGCAGGGCGGUACCGACGGCUCCUUGAAGAGCGCACCACCGAGAAUACACUCCUCAAGAGCCAGCUCGAGGCGAUGCGUGCAGAUGCCAAGGCCCAUGUGGCGCGCAGGGAAGCGAAUCGAGACUGGCUGCUUGGCGGGUGCGAUAAGGAGACGGCAGAAACUCAUGACCAGUACAAAGCACAGAAUGCUACUCUGGAGCUAUUGGUCAUGGAAUUGCGCGCGCGAAUCGAGGAAUUGGAGACGGAUUUGCAGUACAUGCGCAAGGAAAGCCGCGAAUUGGAGUUACUGGAAACAGACAGCCCAAACACAGGCCUGUUUUCACCGGAAACGCUGGGCAUUACUGGUUCGCCUCCGCCGCCAUUAUCACUUGGUUCCCCCUUACAGAAAGAGGCACGCAGCGGGGAGAUGUAA
This is a messenger RNA of Malassezia vespertilionis, 2511 nucleotides long. RefSeq lists its product as uncharacterized. The transcript has a single exon. Bases 1 to 2511 code for a protein of 836 amino acids. NCBI's taxonomy places the organism in Eukaryota, Fungi, Basidiomycota, Malasseziomycetes, Malasseziales, Malasseziaceae. The record is from RefSeq and is a predicted model, not a curated record. Gene Ontology annotation, biological process: negative regulation of TOR signaling; regulation of cell cycle. Gene Ontology annotation, cellular component: TSC1-TSC2 complex.